GGGCAGGGCAGGGCAUAGUGGCAGGGUCCGGCUGAGUAGUAUCGAUAGCUGCUGCCGCUUGUGCUGCUUGAGGCGACCGCUGCCAACGCAUAACAAUUGCGUAGCACCUCACGACCACUUACGCGCUGCCCAUCGACCAUGGCAGUGAAGAAGACCAAAGUGGUCCUCAAGGUCGAACUGCCCGCGGGCAAGCUGGGCCUGACUGCCGUCGGGAGCCCGCCCGCGGUCGGCGCGGUCAGGACCGACUCGCCGGUCGUGGGGCGGGUCGUGCCCGGGGACGUCAUCCUCUCGCUCACCCGUCCGGGCUUGGGCGACGUCGACACGACGAACCUGGAUGGCCAGGCGGUGAUGGACACGCUCAUUAAGUUCGCCAAGCGGGAAGGCCGCAGUCUGACGGUCGAGAAACACGGUAUGUACAGGGUCGGCGUCCCGCCUGGGCCGCUUGGAGUCUCGUUCGUAGAUGGCACGUGCACCGUGCACGCGGUAAAACCCACGUCGCCGCUGCUGAGCACGACGAAGGAGGGCGACACGCUUUUGUCCGUGAAUGGCCAGCCGGUGACGCCGACGACCAUCCUCGACGUCACCAAGGCGGCGGACGAUGGAACCAGCGAGUGCAAGCUCGUCUUCCUGGGCACUGGCUGCGAGAUUGUGGAGGACAUAGUGGUGGCGGAGGGCCCGGCGCUCACGAACGAGACGCUGCGAGACUGGGUGGGGCGCUGGUGCGGCGGCGUGCGUUGGAAUUUAAAGCGGCACCUUCGCCGAUUUGAUCCGCAUCUCCCGCAACUUGGUAACCGCGAGGGCCUGCCGCCCAUAUCAAAGUGGAAUACGAGCCGCGUCACGGACAUGAGCCGUCUCUUCAUGGGCAAAUCUAAGUUUAACGACGACAUCAGCGCGUGGGGCUGCGUGGAAAUCAACCAAUGUGUCGGGUGCACCCGACAAUUCUUCACUAAGUCAUUUCUCGGCGAUGGCGCUGCCGUCCUGGCUUGGUCGAGCGGCGAGGAACCGGCAUCGCCACGCCAUCGAGCAGGCGUCGCGUCGAUGGCGUGGAGGACGACGCGACGAUUCAGCACGAACGCGCCGUAAAAUUUUGAUUUCCACACAGGCGUGGGAUACCUCCAAUGUCACAGAUAUGAGCUACAUGUUCCACGGCGCCAAGUCGUUCAACCAGCCGCUGAACGACUGGUGCGUCGACAAUGUCACGAAUAUGCGAGGGAUGUUCAGCUGUGUCCGUUACAAAGAUGAUGGUUAUGGUGGUUAUUACGUACGGGUAAUAAGGGGAUCGUCGUUCAACCAGCCGCUGAACGACUGGCGGGUCGACAACGUCACGGAUAUGCGCGAGAUGUUCGCCUACGCCUCAUCGUUCAACCAGCCGCUGAACGACUGGCGGGUCGACAAGGUCACGAAUAUGGGCGGGAUGUUCAUUAACGCCUCGGCGUUCAACCAGCCGCUGAACGACUGGCGGGUCGACAAUUUUACGCCCUCACCAACUCCCGGCGGGUGCUGGGUGCUGUGCUGCCCCAUCUCGUGAACUCGCUCGCUUUUUGCCUCGUGCUGUACACGCACGCACUUCCAAAGUACUCUCUCUCGCACUUCCACGACUGCACAUAGCUGCCGCGGCGGCCCACUUCUGUACACACCAUGCACAUACACUCCUCUCCUUAUCCAUACUAUCUGUAA
Molecule: messenger RNA, 1677 nt
Organism: Pelagomonas calceolata
Lineage: Eukaryota; Pelagophyceae; Pelagomonadales; Pelagomonadaceae
Source: the annotation of a GenBank genome assembly